This is a messenger RNA of Branchiostoma belcheri (Belcher's lancelet), 3046 nucleotides long. Its product is annotated as PR domain zinc finger protein 5-like. Bases 77 to 2719 code for a protein of 880 amino acids. The transcript is spliced from 15 exons. Gene Ontology annotation, cellular component: nucleus. The record is from RefSeq and is a predicted model, not a curated record. Gene Ontology annotation, molecular function: RNA polymerase II transcription regulatory region sequence-specific DNA binding; DNA-binding transcription factor activity, RNA polymerase II-specific. Lineage: Eukaryota; Metazoa; Chordata; Leptocardii; Amphioxiformes; Branchiostomatidae. Gene Ontology annotation, biological process: regulation of transcription by RNA polymerase II.
GAAUAGUCUGUUCCAUACAAUCAAACCGUAAAUGUCUGUUUCGACAUCAUAUUCUCGCUGAAAUCACAAAAUAAGAAUGGGUGACCACAAUGCCAUCAGCCUGGCCAGACAGCCCUUGUUCAGUGAGCAGACCCCAGACCUCAGCAGCUACAUAGAGACCAUCUACAGGUGCAAGGUCUGCCAGUUUCUUGGCGACACCACCGGGGUGGUGACAGAACACCUGAAGUCCGCUCACUUCUCCCAAAGCCUGGACCACUCCUAUGCAGGGGGGCACAUGACUGAGGACAGACCCCAGACAGAAAAAGUUUCUGAUGACGAUUCUGACAGGGAGCCAUUUGAUGAUCACAAUGAUGAAGACGAUAUGCCAUCAGGUGUUGCAGCCAGAUAUGAUGAUGAUUGGUCCACUGAAAUGCCGGAAAGUCCUCAUGACAUCUCUUCGGAAUUACUGAAGAAAAAGAAAAAUUACAGGUGCAGCACGGCAGGGUGCAGGUUAAGGUUCCCCACCCAGGAGCAGAGGGAUCUACACGAGCAGUGCCACCUGCAGGAGGGCGGGGCGUCUGAUGGCGCUUUCAGGUGCCCCACCUGUCAGGUGGAGGAAGGCACCUGGGAAAACAUGAUGAUUCACCUGGGCUCCCACAGCUGCGUGUUCCACCUGUACUGUGUCGUAUGUAACUGUGGCUUCUCCAGGAAAGAGGAACUGGACAGACAUCUGGCUGCCAAGCAUGGUGUCAAUCAACCAGACUGGCCUCUGCACUACAAACAGGUGCACACAUGGAAAUUUCACCACCAGACGCAGAAAUUCAGCUGUCUCAAAAAGGACUGCAAGUCAUACUUCUUCAACCAGGAAGAACUGGACAUCCAUAAAAGAUGCCAUGUUGAUAAAAAGACCCACUUCCAAUGCUACAUCUGUAUGCAAGCCGCUACAACCUGGCCUUCUAUGAAGUCCCACUUCCUACAGUGUCACGGACAAUUUUUGAAGGUCGAGGAAGGUGAAACGUUAGACAAUGGAACAGAAGUUGAAGCUGUUGCCAAGCCUUUGUACAUCCUGAAGGAAUCAGAAGAUACAGAGGUGUUAAGAAAUGGAAAGCAGGAAAAUGGACAGAGCAAAAGUCCUCAGGUCUCGAGACAGCAGCUGUCCUGGUUCUCCUGUACAUGGGAAGGCUGCAAGGUCAAGUACAGGACUGAGGAACAGCUGGAGCUUCACAGCCGCUGCCACCUUGUUGAAGGGGACAGCACAGAUUUCCAGUGUCCUUUCUGCCAGACAGGACCAACUGACUGGGAAGCCAUGCAGGACCACAUAACCCAACACACGGACCUCCUGCACCUGACCUGCGAGGCCUGUAACAAGUCCUUCCCCACCACAGGACAACUGGACAAACACUUCAGCAAACAGCACCUGAACAUGAAGGACACCCUGACCUUGGCACAGAAACAGAAGAUGGCACGAAGGUCAUUCCGCAGAAGGAAGAGGAAGUACAAAUGUGAGAACAAGUUCUGUAAGAAGGUUCUCUUCUUCAAAGAGGAGGAGCUACAUCUCCAUGAGCAGUGUCACGUUGAGAACUCCCCAGACUUCAGGUGUUACGUCCUAGACUGUAGAAAGGCUCAGGAUACAUUUAAGAGUUGGAUAAAACUAAAGUGUCACUUGGCAUCUGCACAUAACAUUCACAUAGCGGCCAGAGAUACGUAUACCGGUAAACAACCCAACAGACCAAAGAAAGACAACCUUCCCACCAUGUGUGAGGUUUGCGGCAAAGUUCUCAGUGGAAGACGUAAUCUGAGGAAACACAUGAGAGUACAUGAGGACCCCCUGAGGUGCCCACAGUGCCCCAAGUUUUCCACCACCCGUCCUCACAUGCUGCGGGCACACAUGGAGAAACACAGGGGGGAGGGCAGGUACCGCUGUAAGGAGUGUGGCUACUUCGCUCCCAUACAGUCUGAACUCAAGAAACACAUCCUGUGUGUGCACACUGAGGACAGGCCCUACAUGUGUGACCUCUGUGGAAAAUUCUUCAAGUUUUUGGGAAAUCUAAACCACCAUGUGCAGGUGAUUCACUCAGACACUCGGCCUUUUGCCUGUAAGAAGUGUAACUAUUCCUCCAAGUCCAAGGAAGGCCUGCUAAGACACAACAAGAGGGUACACUCAGACAACAAGAUGUCAUGUCCUCACUGUGGCUUCUCUACAUGCAACAAGUCUGCUCUUGAGAAACACAUGGACUUGCACAGUGAAGACCGCCAACACAAGUGCCCCCACUGUACCUACGGCUUCAAGGAGAGCAACGCCCUCAAGAGACAUAUUGAGGAAGUGCACUCAGAGAAGCCCCUUCACCACUGCAGCAGGUGUAGUUACAGCAGUAGUAACCACAUCCGCAUGGAGGAGCAUGAACUGGCUCAUCUGGAGACGACCAGGUACAACUGUGAAAUCUGCGACUUCAAGUCCAAGUGGAGGACAUCCUUAUUCCGACAUUAUAAGACAGUGCACAACAUUCAGAAACCCGUGGUGAAGUUAGCCAAGGCAUCCCCAGCCUCAGAUUCAAACAUCCUCCCCUCCCUGGGGUCCGUGCAGAUGGGCGUGGCUUCUGAGGAAACCGUGCCGGUGACGUCCACGGGAGAGAUAGACGGCGCAACGGCCAUCCUGAUGGGGCUCGCUUACGGAGCUGCGAGUGCUAGUAUUGGUAGUAACAUGGAGGAAUAUGUCGUGAAGACUGUUGACUGGAGUUAAUGAUCCCUUUGAUUUAGUUUGUUGUGUUUUAUUUCUAUCGAAGGGUCAUAAAUAAGUUGUUCACAUCACAGUUAUUUUGCAACAAAAAUGACUGAAUGAUAGUUUAAUAAAGAAUGUAUGAAGACCUUUUGUUGAGAAUGUUGGAGGAACUUUUACAAAACAGUUCAAAGGUAUUUUGAUACAAGUCCAGACAUUGGCUGGUUGUACACAAGUCUAUUAUUGGAACUUUCCAGUAUGUAAUGUAGCAACCUGUUUUGGUUCCUUUCAGUUAUAGGAAUGUUGGUUCCUUUAAGUUAUAGGAAUGUUGCUGUUUAUAAAUAUUAAAGA